Messenger RNA from Carica papaya (papaya), 1311 nucleotides. Lineage: Eukaryota; Viridiplantae; Streptophyta; Magnoliopsida; Brassicales; Caricaceae. The record is from RefSeq and is a predicted model, not a curated record.
AUGGCAUUGCCAAAAUUCAUUGUGCUUAAAUCAAAAUACAACAAUCAAUACCUCCGUUAUGUUCAAGAUGACUCACAAGUGCAUUCAUUUCUUCAAUUUUCUGGAGAGAAUGUUGUGAGUCCAUUCACAAAAUUGGAAGUUGUGUCAGCCAAAAUUGAAGGACUUGUGCACCUCAAAUGUUGUUACAAUAAUAGAUAUUUGGUGAGGUGGUCUCCAAAUCACUGGUGGCUAGUUGGUGCUGCUGAUGAACCAGAGGAAGAUCAAUCUAAAUGGUCUUGUACGUUGUUCAAGCCCAGUUCUGUGGACAGAUCUGCAUCUAUUGAUAAAGAUUACUGUGAUGUGUGCAUAGUGAUCGAUGUGGAAUCGCUGUUCGUGUUGCCCAAAUAUGUCGGAUUCAAGACCGAAGAGUAUGGAAAAUAUUUGAGAGGCCACACGAUUGAGACAAAACCGUAUCUACAGUUUGAGGCUAAUGAUGCAUCUGACGCCGCUACAUGGCAUGAAGCUUCCUUCACUAGUGACGGAAGCCUCCAUUUAAAGUCUAAUCAUUUCGACAAAUUGUGGAAACUUAGCUCAGGAUCUUGGAUAUUGGCUGAUGCAGAUGACUCAGCAGCCAGCAAGGAAGAAACAUUGUUCUGGCCUAUCAAAGUUAAUGAUGAUGUAGUUGUUAUUCGCAAGUUGGGCAACAAUAAUUAUUGCAAGAGGUUUACUGAGGGAAUAAGGUUAAGUUGCCUUAGAGCUGUUGACACUGAAAUUAGCAGGUUCUCCCGGCUACAAGUUAAAGAGCUUGUUGUUUCAAGAAAAAUUUCCAAUGUUAAGUUUCACACUCGUGAUGCUCGAAUCUAUGGUAAGAGUAUUGUCCCAGUAGCCACUGGAUCUACAACUAACAAUAACGAACAAAAGACAGAUGUGCAAGUCAAUUUAUCAUAUGUAGAUGUCAAGGAUAGUUCUUGGAAUUCCACUUCCACAAUAAAGUUGGGUGUCCCAAUCACCAUCAACUCUCCAUUCGCAUUCCUUGUGGACGAAAGUGCAUUCGAAACAACAGGAGAGUUUGAGGGAUCCUAUGAAUGGGGAGCAAUCAAGAAAUCAUCAAGAAAAGUAGAGAUUGCAUACAUAGUGGGUACUUUAGAAGGAAAGAGCAAGGUGACAGUCACAUUGCUGGGAACAAGAGCUUCAGCUGAUAUUCCCUUUUCUUACACUCAGCGUGACAUUCUUAUGGAUGGAAAAGAAGUUACAUACAACAUGGAUGAUGGUCUGUACACAUCCACCACUACUUUCAACUUCAAAUACGAGAUCAAAAUAGAAAAGGUGUGA